Molecule: messenger RNA, 1455 nt
Organism: Cyprinodon variegatus (sheepshead minnow)
Lineage: Eukaryota; Metazoa; Chordata; Actinopteri; Cyprinodontiformes; Cyprinodontidae
Gene: grsf1
Product: G-rich sequence factor 1-like
Exons: 10
Coding region: 152-1342 (396 amino acids)
Biological process (GO): regulation of RNA splicing
Cellular component (GO): nucleoplasm; ribonucleoprotein complex
Molecular function (GO): RNA binding
Source: RefSeq, a predicted model, not a curated record
GUGUAUGCGUCCUUGACAGUCAGUGACCCACGUGACUUUCGGCUAACAGUCACGUAAAGCUAUCAGCUAGCCGAACUUAUCCAACUGAUUAAGGACAGACUGGAGUUUUGCUUUAGACUAAGAUCUUUUGAGCUACGUCUUAAAAAGCAGAAUGUCCUCUAACUGCAGACCUCUGCUGUCUCUGCUGCAGCGGUGUGUCGCACUCAGACAGUUGAAAAGCAGAAGCAGCGUGGUGCCUGAGUUCAGCUGGAGCUCCAUUCAGCAGCGAGCCUGGACCUCUGGGAGACCCGCAGUCUGUCUGCGGACUCUCUGUCCGCUCCAACCCGCCUGGACAAGCGUUCAUCACCGGUUCUGCACCAAGGCAGGGUCACCAUGCGAAGAGGAAUACCCUCCUCUGCCAGACUAUCAGGCCGAUUCCCAGUCACCAACCAAGGAGGUGUACAUCGUGCAGGUGAAGGGCUUUCCCUGGUCCUGCACCGUGCAGGACCUCCUGCAGUUCUUCUCAGAUUGUAGAAUCCGUGACGGAGAGAAGGGGAUCCACCUGACUUUGGACAGGCUGGGAAGGCCGUCCGGACGCGCCUUCAUCGAGAUGGAGCACGAAGAGGAUGUGACCAAGGCUCUGGAGAAACACAGACAGUACCUCGGUCCACGUUAUGUUGAAGUGUAUGAAGUGACAAACGGCGACGCCGAGGUGAUCCUGAAGAAAGCCGGCGAGGCCGGAGCAGAGGACGGCGUGGUGCUGCUCAGAGGGCUGCCUUACUCCUGCACAGAGGACGACAUCGCUCACUUCUUCUCAGGUUUGAAUAUAGCUGAAAACGGGAUCACCAUCCUCAGCAACAACAGGGGGAGAAACUCUGGUCAAGCAUAUGUGCAGUUUUCCUCUCAGGAAGAAGCCAGUAAAGCUCUGCAGAAAGACAGAGAGCUCAUAGGUCACAGAUAUAUAGAGGUGUUCCCCAGCAGCAUGGACGACAUCCAGACCGCCCAGAGGAGGAGGAGGACAAUGAAGCCGAAUCUAUCCCAGCCGGCGAGCAGGAGAUCAGUUACUGACUCCCAGAUGAACCAUAGAGCGGUUUCCCAUCAGAUCUCAGAUGUGGCAACGCAUUACAUCCACAUGAGAGGACUUCCCUUCCAGGUUUCUGGAGAAGACAUCGCGAAGUUCUUUUCUCCUCUCGCCGUGUCCAAGAUCCUGGUGGAGUUUGGACCUGACGGGAGGCCGAGCGGAGAGGCCGACGUCUUCUUCCACAGCCACAGGGACGCAGUGGACGCCAUGUCCAAGGAUCGUAUGAACAUGGGACAAAGAUACAUCGAGUUGUUCCUGAACUCCAUACCAGACUCUGACUGACGAUGGACGUCAACAUACAAACUCUGAGAUCCUCAUAUUUAUUCUUUAAACAAUAAAAUAUGAAACAAACAUUCCUUGUGUCCAAAAUCAUGAGUAUCUUUAUUAAACAUUUU